UUUUAGGACAUUACUACUUAAUUUCAGGUGUUACUGCUCUAAAGCCCAGGAUUUCGGUGGUCGAUAAGGCUGUUGUUGCACGAAAAGGUUCCACUGUGACCUUGUUGUGCCUUGCCACGAGGGUUAUACGACGUACGACCUGCAACUCGUGGGAGUUUAAUGGACAAGAAAUAAAAAGCAACGACAAAUUUAUACUCUCUGAGUUAUACUAUCAGACUGAUGAAAGAAUGGGAAACUUUUCUCUAACCAUCAAGAAUGUUUCAAAGAAUGAUGUCGGUAAUUACACUUGCAUAAUCUCCAACAUACACAUGGAUAGGAUGCUUGAGGCGAAGGAAAAUUUCGACCUGUCACUUCAGGAAGAAGUGCUAAACGUCACUUCCACCCAGACAAACAUCACCCUCUAUGAAGGAAGCACAACAACUCUCCAUUGCCGUGUAAUUUUUUCAGAAGCUUUCACUACGGACGCAUAUUGGCUUUUUAAUGGCAAAAUAGUGACUAAACCUAAAGGCUUGCACCACGAAGUAAAUGGUGCGUCAUUGUCACUAAAACUGAAACAUGUAACCCGUGCACAAAGUGGAAUGUACACGUGUGGUGCCAACUCCACUAUUGGUUUACAAACACACGACAUCGCAGUGAGUGUACAUCGCACACAAGGUCCAGCUUUAUAUUUCACAAAGAAAACCGAACCGUAUGUUGGAAUUGUAAACGGUACAAAUGUUACUUUACAUUGCCUGGGAAUUUACCCAGCAGCAUUGUUCGACGACGCUUUCUGGCUUUUUAAUGGCAGCCAAAUAAAAAGCAACAAGCACUUCGAAGUAAACAAUGGUUUCGUGGAGAAUAAAGAAGAAAAUAUCAAAAAGAGACUUCUCAGCUUGACGAUAUACAAUGCCGAACUUGAAGAUAGUGGAAACUACUCGUGCGUGCUUAACACUUCGCAUGGCUUGCGGAGAAAAAACAUCAAGGUUAAUGUGACAUUUUUCCGGGUAUUGAAACCGGAACGCCCAAGAUACGUAUUAAACGAAGAAAAGAAGCACUUUGAGCGAGUACUAUACAUAUCUCUGGGAUUGUUCGCUGGAGUGGUAACUACCAUAGGAAUUUUGGUCAAGUUGUGGUAUCAAAGAGGACCUAGACUUCCUCCGUCGAUAAAACCUUGUCCGGAUGAAGAACUAAUCUUCAAAUAUGACGUCUUUGUCACCUACAGCCGGAGAGACUCUGACUGGGUGAAUAGCGAGCUACUGAGCUUGUUGAGUAAAAACCAUGUCAAGUAUUGCAUCGACAAGUUGCAUUUUAAACUUGGCCAUCCCAUUUUAAAUUCCAUCACCGAUAGUGUGUACCAAAGCCGUUACGUGUUGGCAGUGUGGUCGCGAAGUUAUGCAGCCAGCAAAUUCUGCAAGCAAGAGCUCGACUACGCCUUACAGAAGAGUUUUCACUGCAGUGAUUACUCAGUAAUAUUGAUCGGUCUUGAAUCGAUAAAUCCCAAAACAUUACCGAAGCCAUUACGAGCGAGAACGUUUCUUAACUAUUCCGACAGUGUGGAUAGAGAAGGCUGGGAAAAACGUCUCAUAAAGCAUCUUAAAGGAUCCGCAAAUAACAAGUUCGCGCAUGUGUUGGGAACUGUUGUUUGACCGCGGCGUGCAUCGCUUUAAUUUAUGACACAGACAUUUUUUAUCUGUCAGUCUUUCCUUUCUAGUGUUUUACUUUCUUUAGAAAGAUGUACUUUGUUGUUUCCUUCACAUUGAAGGUGACUAUACAUUUCAUUACAAACGACUCAAGAUACUUUAUAUCUGCCGAGGUUAGGUUUGGUUCAUUGGUUCAUUGGUUCAUUUAUUUCAGACUAUUUACAUGAAAUUAACUUAGAUAGAAAAGUAAAGUUGCAACAAAUGAUU
Molecule: messenger RNA, 1886 nt
Organism: Stylophora pistillata
Lineage: Eukaryota; Metazoa; Cnidaria; Anthozoa; Scleractinia; Pocilloporidae
Biological process (GO): signal transduction
Source: RefSeq, a predicted model, not a curated record